This is a messenger RNA of Micropterus dolomieu (smallmouth bass), 2278 nucleotides long. RefSeq names its product methionine sulfoxide reductase B3 (gene msrb3). The coding region runs from base 67 to 780 and encodes 237 amino acids. Gene Ontology annotation, biological process: protein repair; response to oxidative stress. Gene Ontology annotation, molecular function: peptide-methionine (R)-S-oxide reductase activity. The transcript has 7 exons. Gene Ontology annotation, cellular component: cytoplasm. NCBI's taxonomy places the organism in Eukaryota, Metazoa, Chordata, Actinopteri, Centrarchiformes, Centrarchidae. The record is from RefSeq and is a predicted model, not a curated record.
CAGCCUGUUGGUCGACGGGACGGGUCGUGUUAGCAUUUCAGGCUGUGUCUGUUCCUGGUCUGCUUUAUGUACCGACCUGUUACCGGAAGAUCAUCGCUAGCGACAAAACUCCUCGCCGUCGCGUUUCUGCUGCUGCUCUACUCCGUCCUUGGUUGUAGCCCUGCUGAGGGGUGUUUGGUUCUUGUGGCGCGUGGAGUACUUCUCUCUCCAACAGCCAUGUCGGGCUUCAAUCUGCUGCAUCUAAUAACCAAGAGCCAACCUGUAGCUCUGAGGUCCUGCAGUCUUCCCUCAGGAGCAUGUAGGACUAAGAAGACAUGGCCAGUGAGCUUCCCUCAGGAGGAGCUGAGGAAACGCCUCACGCCGAUGCAGUACCAUGUUACCCAGGAGAGAGGAACUGAGAGUGCCUUCGCUGGAGAGUUCGCACACCAUAAAGAGGAGGGGACCUACACCUGUGUUGUCUGUGGGACCCCGCUGUUCAGCUCGAACACCAAAUUUGACUCAGGAUCAGGUUGGCCGUCCUUCUUUGACCUCAUGAAGGAGGAGUCCAUCACUCUGACAGAUGAUUUCUCCUAUGGGAUGCACAGGGUGGAGACCACCUGCAGCCAGUGUGGAGCUCAUCUGGGACACCUGUUUGAUGAUGGACCAAGACCCACAGGGAAACGCUACUGCAUUAACUCUGCCUCAUUGGCUUUCCAGUCCAAAGACUCAGCCUCCUCCAUCGCCACGGCCGAGGGCGGAGCUUCCAGCAGCUCAGUGAAUGAUGGGAAGACAGAGCUCUGAAAGAAAGACCCAGGAACCCCAGCAGACUGAUGAGCGGGCCUGUGUGGGGAGUCACAUGUAUAGAAUAGUUAUGGGUUCUGUGUGUGUGAUUCACAGUGUAAAGAUCGAAGAGGUGGUUAUAUUGCGAAAGGAAUGAAAGCACUCAGGCCUCAGACACAGACCAGGGAAAUAUUGUCUGAUGUAUAAUCUGUCACAAGAGAAAGUGCACGCUUCCAAAAUGCCAUUUUGUAGCUACAGUCAAAGCUGCAAAACACACCGCGUCAGCUGAUUGCCUUAAAGGGAACUUCAGCAAAAGGUACAAGGAUGAUUUAUUUAUCAUUUUACAACAUGUAAAUGUUGUAUGACUAGAUGACGUUAUAGUUCCCUUUAUGCUACUCACAAUAACAAACGUAUACACAAAAAUCAUAUACAGCAUAUGAGUGGAUAAAUAAUAAGUCAUAGAAAUAAAACCGGUCGUGCGCAUCCCAUGCCAGUUUGAUGUCUCCAGUCAGGAUGCUUUCUAUUCAUUCAGUUCAGUUUUAUUAUAUAGCGUCAAUUCAUAACAGAAGUUAUCUCAUUGCACUGUUCAUAUAGAACAGGUCUAGAACAUACUCUUUGUAAUUUUAUUAACAGAGACAGUUCCCACAAGUUAUAUUCCUCUUCUGUAAAAGUUAACAAGUACUUAGUAUAGAAACUGUGCCUUCCUAAGUUUCCCUAAGAAAUACAGCCAUAUCUGAGCUUUCUUCACCAGUGUGGAGAUGUGAGAUGACCAUGUCAGGUUCUCUGUGAGGCUGAUUCCCAGGAACCUGAAACUGUGUGUUUCUUCCUCCUUUUUCCUAAAAGCAUUAUUUGUCAACCUGGGUGUUAUUCUCAGAUUUUUCUCCCUUAUGAACUGCAGUUUGCCACAAUAGCCACAGGGAGUUCAAAGAAACGACACUCUGUGUAACCUUCGGCAACAUUCAGACGAGAUAAGUGCUUGAGGUGAUUUCUGUUAAGUUGGCGUUUUUAAUAGGCUGGCUUGUGCUUCUUCUCGCAUGAUAACAUUGUUCUUGCUGGAAUCCACAUUCCCCGGCUGUCUCCAACAGAGAGGGUGAAGAAAAUGUUAUCAACCAUGGACAUGAUGGACAAAAAUGUAACACCCAUGUUGACAGAUAUCAUAAUUUCCCUUUCAUUUGUUAGGUCUGGGUAAAUUAAACAUGACUGAAGUGCUGUAUAGUAGACACACAAACACACAGACAUAUAUAGAUAAUAUAGAACCUUUGAUAUUCUAACCUAAAAAUAUUUUAUUAGAGUAUAUUUUUGAAGUGAUAUUUGAUACUGAGAGGUUGAUUUAAUGAAAUUGCCUAUGCAAGGGCUCCUGUCAGCUGUGACAGGUGGCAUCUUAUGAUGGACAAAUAAUGUACUGUGCCUUUAGGUCACUUCCUGUAUUUGCUCCCUCUUUAGUUCUUUGCAUUUGGAAAUCAUUUGUUCACAGCUUGCAUGAAACCAGUUAAUGAAUGAAUAAAGCAUCUAGAAACAC